CGCUGGCUGCUUCAAGCGUAUGGCCGAGUGAGCGUUUGUUUUCACUUCCUCUCUUUUCUAUUCCUCACUUCUUCAUCGUCGCUCUGAGGUGACAUGAGUCACCCGUAUCAGAUUGCAACUCUUUGCAAUGUUCAGAGUUUUGCGCCUCAUGGUCUUUUGUUGGCAGCAUGCGGCAGUCGAAUUGUUUCUGUAAAGGUUGCAGACGGCUCAAUUGUAUCGCAAUGGCCUGAGCAAAAGAACAACGGUCCUGAAGAAACGGCUUCAGAAGGCCCUCCGGGCAAAAAGCGCAAACUUGAGCCAGAAGCAGCAGCUACUCCCAAUGUCAUCAAGAUUACGCUUUCCGCCGACAACCAACAUGUAGUCGCUGUGACCGAUGACAAGGCGGUCAGAGUCUUGGAAGUAACCGAGAAUGGUAAGCUGAAUGAGUUGAGUGAAAGAGUUAUGCCUAAACGUCCUUGUGCGGUCUUGGUGACUCCUGACAACAAGACUAUCUUGUGUGGUGAUAAAUUUGGAGAUGUGUAUUCCCUGCCUCUGUUCCCCGCAGAGAAGGCCGAGCAGGUCGGAGAGUCUCCUAAGAUUGAAACCAAGGAGGACGUCGGGCCCAAGAAAUACGUCCCUGCAGCAACGACGUUGACCGUCCACUCUGGUCGCAAUCGAAAGGCUUUAGAAAAUCAGAUGAAGCAGAAGGAUCUGCAAGCCAAAGCCAAAGAGGGGCCCAAAUUCGAAUACCAACUUCUCCUUGGACACGUUUCAAUGCUGACGGAUGUCCAAUUCGCGACUGAGGAGGUCGAGGGCAAGACUCGCGGCUACAUCAUCACGGCUGAUAGGGACGAACACAUCAGAGUCUCUCGUGGUCCUCCACAAGCACACAUCGUUGAGCGUUUCUGUCUCGGGCACAAGGAAUUCAUCAGCAAGGUCUGCCUCCUAUCUAGGACUAAGCUUCUGGUGAGCGGUGGUGGAGACGACUGGUUGGGUCUCUGGGAUUGGCGGGCUGGCAGCCUCACAGAAAAGCGUGAUAUGAGAUCUGGUCUCGUGGCUCUCUUCUCUCGAUCUGAGGACCCCUCAUUCGGAGCAGAGAGCCCAAUCGCAGUGUCGGGGCUUUGGGUUGUACCCACACAAGAUAAGGAAACUGCAAUCCUCGUCGCUUGUGAGAAGUUACCGUGCCUUCUGGUAUCGACACAGGGCUCAACCUCAAUCGAUCCCUUCCGCAUGGAUGGAAUUCGUCUGCCCGGUGUUCCCUUGGAUGUUACUGUAGUUGGAGAUGUUGUCGUUGUCUCGAUGGAUGUCACUGAAGUAUGUUGUCUCUUGGUUUCUUAGAAGGCACGGCAAGCUAACAGCACAAAGGCGUCAUUCCCGCGUCUACAGGCUUACAGAAUACGCAACGCCGAAUCCCGGAUCAGAUUCGAGCUCGAUGAGGAUUUCAAC
Molecule: messenger RNA, 1425 nt
Organism: Aureobasidium pullulans EXF-150
Lineage: Eukaryota; Fungi; Ascomycota; Dothideomycetes; Dothideales; Saccotheciaceae
Exons: 3
Coding region: 94-1317 (407 amino acids)
Biological process (GO): RNA (guanine-N7)-methylation
Cellular component (GO): cytosol; nucleus; tRNA methyltransferase complex
Molecular function (GO): protein binding; tRNA (guanine(46)-N7)-methyltransferase activity
Source: RefSeq, a predicted model, not a curated record